Molecule: messenger RNA, 1307 nt
Organism: Betta splendens (Siamese fighting fish)
Lineage: Eukaryota; Metazoa; Chordata; Actinopteri; Anabantiformes; Osphronemidae
Gene: c9h2orf68
Product: chromosome 9 C2orf68 homolog
Exons: 4
Coding region: 146-649 (167 amino acids)
Source: RefSeq, a predicted model, not a curated record
CGGUAAUUUUAUAGUUGGACGACAAUUUAUAGGUAGCUAGCAUGUAGCUUUUUGUCAGUGUCCAGAACUCCGAUUGAAAGUCGUUGCUAUCAUUAGUACAUUUAGUUUAUAUAAACUGUGUGUGUAUCAUACGUUUUUUGUUGAAAUGGAUAUCCUAAGAGACGACGACGUCCAAGAGCUGAAAUACAAACCCGGGGGUCGCUUGGAUAUGAGCCAUGGCUUCCUGCACCAUAUCCGGAGGAACCAGAUUGCUAGAGAUGACUACGAUAAAGAGGUGAAACAAGCCAAACAGCUGCAGCGGCGAAGACAUACUACAACUCCAAGGAGGCCCCGUCGACCUGACCUCCAAGUGUACCAUCCCAGAAGAAGACAUGGAUCAGAGCCAGGAGCUGGUGCUGAAGAGGCUGAGGCUGAAGAGUGGAACGAAAGUGGUUCAAGCACAGAGACUGAGUCCCAUGGGAUGGAACUUUUCUGGCUUGACUACCAGGCGGACUCUGGUACCAUUACAUCAUUUCUUGUUCAUAAGGAAGAUAAACCUGAGAAGAUAGUGGAACGUGUUGCAGAAAAGAAUAUCUUGGAUUCAGCCAUGAGGGCAGCUCUAAAAGCUAGGAUUCAAAAGGAAAUGGACAAAAGACGGGACAAACACUGACUGAGGUCACACUAAGAAUGUGAUGACAAAGACAGACCUGUGGAGCAAUAUUUCAUUAACACUGCUGACAGUGUUGGAUCUGUAACCAGAGAUUGGAUCCUGUACUGUGACCAGCAGCAGAAAUCCUCACCCUACAGUCAUUCUGUGAGCAGGAGUAAGGAACAGCACUUAUCAGAGUUAACAUGGUUCAGAUUUGACAGCCAUGUUCACGUUUACUACAAUUUACUGCUAGUCUGUUACCUCACACCCUAAUUUAUCACUGUAGGGACACGUAUACCUUGGAGUUGAAUGGACCUCUGACACUGAUUUUGCAUUCAGAAAGAAAAGGUACUAGUUGAGUUGUUAACCUUCUUUCUCUGUUAACAAAUGUUAACAUAUUUUCUAACAUGAUGUAACAGUCUUGUGUUUUAAAAAUGUGAAAAAUUACAUAUUUGUUCAGUUGGAGAGUUUAUUGGAUGCAGCUACAGGUUGUUUUUGUUACAACCAUGUUUAAUUUUUUGCUUAUUUAUUUUUGCUUGUUGCAAGACCUUUAUUUUUGAUAUACAAUAUUUUUAAAUAUUUACAUAUAAAAGUGGCAUAUAACAUUGAUUACUGUCCAAAUGUGUCUCAAGCACUUGUGGAAUUAUAACAGCCAUAAAAUGUGAUGUGUCUUGUUUGA